Molecule: messenger RNA, 1626 nt
Organism: Histoplasma mississippiense
Lineage: Eukaryota; Fungi; Ascomycota; Eurotiomycetes; Onygenales; Ajellomycetaceae
Exons: 2
Coding region: 1-1626 (541 amino acids)
Source: RefSeq, a predicted model, not a curated record
AUGGCCCCGCGCCCAAGAAUAAAUUCAGCUGGAAGACAGCAAUCCUCGGUGACAAAAACUCGAGGCCAAGUUCAGCCUUCCUUGUUGAUACGCAACCAACUUCAAGGUGUCCAAAAGGCACGACCUCUACGCCCUCCCCGCCGGAGCGCGCGCCUACAGAAGAUAAGCUGUCUUCAAAAUAAUCCUGUAUCGGACAAACCUACCGCCCAUAAUCGCACCUCUUCAUAUCCGGAAGACAAGAAUCAGCCUGGCUCUCUUCAGGAAAACAGUCGGAAGCGGAAACGACCCCAAGUAGUCGAAGACUCUUCCAACCUUUCAACCCAUUUUCGAAAACGACGACCAACAUCUCUUGCGUGCUUCGCUGUUGAGGGAACUCCUUUCCAGGAAACAGCAGACGGCAAUUGGAACAAUAGAAACCAGCUAAUUGAGUACUGGAGAAAGCAAGGACGCUGGCCUGGGGGAUAUUUUGAACAAGAACCUACCAUGAGCCACUUACUAGCAAGAAAGAAGUCGACAUCCUCGCUUCGUCGCAGGCAGUCGGAAUCUACCCUUACUAGUUCUACCACCCCUAGCGAUCAGAAACCGAGAGAAGAGAAAAGCACUCAAUACAAGAAUCCACGCUAUAAAACUAUUCUUGAAAGCAAAGGCAUCUUUAUGAGGAAGGCUAAUGUCGGUAUCACAAACGCAAGUAUACGCCUUUGUUCAGAUUUGUUAGGAACCGAGCAGACAAUUCCCACAGAAUCAUUGUUUCGCGACGACCUAUUUGACAAAACCUGCGAAAUGAUACAGGACCGAAACGAAACCAGGGUCAUUCGGAAUAUUUCUCCACUAAUUGUCCCUUCUGCAGAAAUCCUGGCUGCAUGCGGAUCUACCAAUCUUGAAUGCUUGAUUGAAAGUACUAACGAAGGCUGGGACAACACGAUCCCUCUAACAAAGCCGCGUCCGCAACCUGAUUAUUCCGUGGGAUUUAGACGAAAGGCAUUCACAGAUGAACAGCUGCAAAAGCUUCGGCCCUUUGUCGGCGAUCUUACCGACAAUUCGUAUUUUAUGGCGACCUAUUAUAUGUACUUUCCAUUUUUUACGUGUGAGGUCAAGUGUGGCGCGUCAGCACUCGAUAUCGCAGAUCGGCAAAAUGCCCAUAGCGCAUCCGUUGCAGUGAGAGCUGCUGUUGAGCUUUUUAAGCUCGUGGGGCGUGGGGCGGAAGUUAAUCGGGAGAUCCUCGCCUUCUCUAUCUCACAUGAUCAUAGGACAGUGAGGAUAUACGGCCAUUAUGCAGUGAUUGAAGAAGACAAAACGACAUACUACCGGCACCCUAUCCAUACUUUCGAUUUCACUGCCUUGGACGGCAAAGAGAAAUGGACAGCGUACAGAUUUACGCGGAAUGUUUAUGAAAUAUGGAUGCCGGCAUAUUUUGAAAGGAUCUGCUCAGCCAUCGAUCAAAUACCCCCUGGUGUCGAUUUUGAAAUUUCGGAAUUUCAAUUCUCCCAACUAUCCAACACCGAAUCAGGAUCCGCACUAGAGGAUGAUGGCAGCCAGCCAAGCCUCCGCUACGUUGCUUCAGCAAGUGUUACGCCGACCACUUCUUUUACUGAACAAACCUUUAAGAGACCAAGGAAGAAUAAGUAG